AAGAUAAUUUAAACCAAUGAGUGGGGGUAAUAAUGAUAACGGUGUGACUGUGUGACUAGUCGUGGUGAUACUGCGGUGUGAUUAAGGACGCAAAAUGUGGAGUAAAAGUGUACCAUCAGCUGUGAAUAGAUUUAACUGUUAUCAAAUAAUAAGAUUAGCGCGCUGCAUCCACACUGCAUCAAAGGACAGUCACAUAAAACAUCCAGGGUCGGAGCCGCUGAACUAUGCCACCUACGGGGAAGUAUUUCAGAAGGCCGUGGAGAAAUACCCUGGACGAGUGGCCGUGCGGUCUGUCCAUGAGGACGUCACACUCUCUUACGAGCAGCUGCUGACACAGGCAGACUCCCUGGGAUGCGCGCUGCGAGCCCACGGGCUGCAGACGGGAGACAGGAUCGGGAUAUGGUCGCACAACUCAGCGUCUUGGAUAGUGUCGCUUGUGGCUGCUGCGAGGGUGGGACUUAUUGCGGCGCUGCUAAACCCAGCGUUUGAAGCUCCGGAACUGAGCUUUUGCAUAAAGAAAACAGGCAUGAAAGCUAUCCUCAUCCCGGACAAGUUGCCCAAUAGGGACUACUACACAAAGCUGGAGAGCCUGUUGCCAGAACUACGUAAAGCCAAGCCGGGAUCACUCAUCUCGAAGGACUUCCCUAACUUGACUACAGUUAUAAAUAUUGGAAGGGAGAAGCUACCCGGAACCCUUUCAUAUGACUCCCUCAUAACACACAAUAAUAAUGACGUCUCAAAAUACGGAAGCGAAAUAAAGUCCGCUGAUGGAUGCCUCCUUCAUUUAACAUCUGGAACUACAGGGGACCCUAAAGCUGGACUUGAUUCGCAUCUCGGUAUCGUGAACAACACUUACUUCAGCGGUGUAAGGAACACGUUCAACCAAUAUCAUCAUAAAAUAUGUGUACAAGUUCCACUGUUCCACGCCCUGGGCUCCAUAAUAACCGCCCUGUCGGGGCUCCAACACGGCAACACCCUGGUCUUGGCCGCCCCCAUCUACAACGUUAAGGCUAACAUCGACGCCUUGUAUGCUGAAAAAUGCACCGCCCUCACGGGGACUCCGACGAUGUACGUGGACAUGCUAGCUCAAGUGCAGGACAGGGCUUCGCCCCCGCCCGCUCUGAAGACUGCCCUGGCCGCCGGCGCACCCUGCAGCCCUCUUAUCAUUAGGAACAUGCAGAAAUACCUUAAUGUGCAGAAUGUGGCUUGUCUGUACGGCCUGACCGAGACUACAGCCGCCGUAUUCCAGUCGCUCCCUGGGGAUAAUGUAGACAAGGUGGCUGAAACCGUGGGAUACAUUCAUGACCACACCGAAGCGAAGGUGGUUGGUGAUGAUGGGAGACCAGUUCCGUUCGGGAGUGAGGGCGAGUUAUACACGCGAGGGUACAACAACAUGAUCUGCUACUGGGACGAGCCCGAGAAGACGAGACAGACUAUUUCGGAAGACGGCUGGAUAUGCACUGGUGACAAAUUCAAAUUAAGCGAAGACGGUUACGGGACCAUAGUCGGCAGACUGAAGGACAUCAUCAUCAGAGGUGGAGAGAACAUCGCGCCCAAGGAAAUAGAGGACCUUCUGAACACCCACCCCAACAUUAUUGAAAGCCAGGUGGUCGGAGUCGCCGACGAAAGACUCGGUGAGGAGUUAUGUGCUGUGAUGAGGCUUCGAGAAGGCGCCUCCAUUAGUCAUGAAGACAUCAAACGCUAUUGUGAAGGACGCCUGGCCAAGUUCAAGAUACCCAGGGUAUUAAAAUUCACCGACGAAUUCCCAAAAACAGCAUCUGGAAAAAUACAAAAGUUCAAGAUCAAAGAAAUGGUUGAAGCCGGGAAAAUUUAAAAUGUAUUAUUAUACCACUAUAUAUAAUAUGUACAUAAUAGAUUAAUUUAAUGUGUAA
Molecule: messenger RNA, 1892 nt
Organism: Amyelois transitella
Lineage: Eukaryota; Metazoa; Arthropoda; Insecta; Lepidoptera; Pyralidae
Gene: Acsf2
Product: medium-chain acyl-CoA ligase ACSF2, mitochondrial
Exons: 12
Coding region: 95-1834 (579 amino acids)
Biological process (GO): fatty acid metabolic process
Molecular function (GO): medium-chain fatty acid-CoA ligase activity
Source: RefSeq, a predicted model, not a curated record